This is a messenger RNA of Lindgomyces ingoldianus, 1677 nucleotides long. RefSeq lists its product as uncharacterized. Gene Ontology annotation, biological process: sphingosine biosynthetic process. The transcript has 2 exons. Gene Ontology annotation, cellular component: cytoplasm; membrane; intracellular membrane-bounded organelle. The record is from RefSeq and is a predicted model, not a curated record. The coding region runs from base 251 to 1543 and encodes 430 amino acids. Lineage: Eukaryota; Fungi; Ascomycota; Dothideomycetes; Pleosporales; Lindgomycetaceae.
UGCAAGUUAACACUGUGCUAUCUCUGUUUACCGGAACAACAGGAUAGACCCGCUCAUGUGAUACCGCUAACGAGCACAGCAUGCCGCAUCCCAGCCCGUGCGACGCGCGCAGUUAUGCCGAGACAUUGGAUUACCGAUUGCAAUGGAGACUCGCUCUUCACAACUACAGGCAACGCGCCUUCCCGAAAGACGCGCAUAUUGACGAAUAGUAUAUUGACGAAUAGUAGGUAGAGUGCUACGCCAAACGAGCAUGUCAACACCAAGGCCUUUCAGCUUCAGCAGUGAUGAUAAGGACGAGGAGCGGACAGUCGACUUGAUAAACUUGAUAGCAGUGGUUCCAAGGCCGGACGGAACUUCCUCGACUGUAAUAUACGUCGAGCACGAUGAUGCCAAUCCCACCGCACUUCCCCAACUCAAAUUCUCGAAGGCGACUUCUCCACCUCCGAAUCUUCCGCCCAUGAACAUAUCGAACGACCGAGAAAUCCACAUUGUGGUAUCUACUGGCUCUGGGACAGGGAAAGCAGAUACCUUCUUCGAUGAGGCAGUCAAGCCGCUACUGCGUGCUCUCUUUCCUGACUCCCACAGGUUUUUUAAAAUACACCCCACUAAAUCUGCCACGAGUAUUCAUGAUCUUACGAACGACGUCUUCUUUCCUCAAGCAAACUCGGGCUCUCUUCUCCGCAUAAUUUUGUUGUCUGGAGAUGGUGGAGUUAUCGAUCUUGUUAACGGCUUGUUAUCCAAACCGGCAUCCGUGGAAUACAAGCCUCCUCAAGUUGUACUUCUCCCCCUCGGCACUGCAAAUGCGCUAUACCACUCUAUCAACGCCGGAAGGGAGAAUACAUGGGGUUUAAAAGCUCUCGCCUUGGGCAACUACCAACCACUACCCAUCUUCACAGCAACAUUCUCUCUCGGAGCCCGCUUGCUCAUCAAUGAAGCCCGCAGCGAAGAAGAACUACCGAAAAAUCCACAAACCGGAAGCCCAAUUCUCCACGGGGCAGUCGUUUGUAGCUGGGCCAUGCACGCCUCCUUAGUCGCCGAUAGCGAUACGGCGGAGUACCGGAAAUUCGGCGUGGAAAGGUUCAAAAUGGCUGCGAAAGAAGCCUUAUUUCCCGCUGAUGGUUCCAUGCCACACCCUUACAAGGCUAAGGUCUCCAUACUCAGAGGCAACAAUUGGACACCGCUUGAGAAGGAAGAACAUAUGUACGUUCUCGCCACCAUGGUAUCCAACCUCGAGAAGACGUUCAAAAUUUCUCCUGCUUCAAAACCGCUCGAUGGAAGUUUGCAUCUGGUGCAUUUCGGACCCACUGAUGGUAAUGAGGUGAUGAGGAUCAUGGGUCUCGCGUAUCAAGGCGGCAAGCAUGUAGAUGAUCCCUUUGUCCUUUACGAAAAUAUCGAGGGGCUGCGGAUUCAAUUUGAGGGUAAAGAGGAGGAUGCGAGGUGGCGACGUAUAUGCAUAGAUGGGAAAAUCGUCCGAUUGGAGAAGGAUGGCUGGGUCGAGCUAAGAAAAGAGACCCAGCGGGUGGUGGACGUGGCAUGCAAUUAAUUCACCUUGUCAAGGCUGGUUCUGGGGGCUUGAUAGAAGGGGGGUGGGUCGCUUACAAGGAAGCGCAAGAAUCCACAGCGGUGGAGAUAGUUUUGUUUGCUGAUUGGUAAAGCAUUGUUGUACGCUCAGAGACU